This is a messenger RNA of Rhipicephalus microplus (southern cattle tick), 3322 nucleotides long. It is a transcript of the gene mtm, whose product is annotated as phosphatidylinositol-3-phosphate phosphatase. NCBI's taxonomy places the organism in Eukaryota, Metazoa, Arthropoda, Arachnida, Ixodida, Ixodidae. Gene Ontology annotation, biological process: phosphatidylinositol dephosphorylation. The record is from RefSeq and is a predicted model, not a curated record. Gene Ontology annotation, cellular component: membrane; cytoplasm. Gene Ontology annotation, molecular function: phosphatidylinositol-3,5-bisphosphate 3-phosphatase activity; phosphatidylinositol-3-phosphate phosphatase activity.
UCAAGCCGGGCUCAGUUGCAGUGUGAUCGAGCUGUGCUGUGACUGUGUGACUGUAGCAGCAGUACCUUCGGUGUAAAUAGCGAAGUAGUAAAACAGAUGAACAUUUAUUAAUUGUGCGUCGGAACUCCUCAUUGCCGAGGGUUUGCAUCAUAGUACGUUCUAUGUUUGAACUCGUACCGCGAGUGACACUUCCUUCUACUUUAUUCACGCUGGUCACUACUUCAGUGCUCCACCUCUUUGAUGGCGGCGUCCUAGAUAUCAGAAACCAAAACAGGAGCUAGUGAAAACUGUGGCCGAAAUAAGCAAUCAUCGACGAGUUCUCGCCUGAGAGCUAUGGAAAAGACGAAGCAAGGAGAACCAGCAGCCCACAAUAGCCACGGACUAAAGCCUGCCAGUGUUGACUCGCUGGAAGGUUCGGAAAAUGGUUCGCUAAACUCGAAGCUCGGCCCGCGGUCGGUGGGCAGCCACAGCUCUCACUCGCCGUCAAAGUCGCUCUGCUCGUCCUCCUCGACAUCCACGGAAAACAUGCAACUCGCGCAGGAGCUCAAGAUGCGAGAAGUGUCCAAAGUGACAAAGACGCAAGAGCCACCUCUGCUGCCUGGAGAACAGCCGCACGUUGUUCAGAAAGCACGCGAUGUCACCUACCUGUGCCCAUUCCAAGGCCCCAUUCGUGGCUGCCUCUUCAUCACUAACUACAAGCUGUACUUUCGCAGUGUUGAGAAGAAUUCCCGCUCCAAACAGUUCACUGAGCCACGGUUUACGUUGGAAGUCCCGCUUGGCGUCGUGAGUCGCAUCGAGAAGGUCGGCUACGCGUCUAGUCGCGGAGAGAAUGCGUACGGCAUCGAGCUCUUCUGCAAAGACCUGCGCAGCCUGAAGUUUGCCCACAAGCAGGAGAACCACUCACGCCGAGACAUCUUCGACAAACUGCACAAGCUGGCCUUCCCACUCUCCAACAGCCUGCCGUUGUUCGCCUUCGAGUACGGUGGACGAUUCACAGUGAAUGGCUGGGCUGUUUACGACCCAUUGGCCGAGUACCGACGCCAGGGCCUGCCCACCGAGAGCUGGCGGCUGAGCCGGGCAAACGAGAACUACCAGCUGUGCGACACCUAUCCUGCCAUCCUAGCUGUUCCUGCCGCUGCCGAUGACAGUCUUUUGGAAGCAGUGGCCAGUUUUAGAAGCCGGGGCCGCAUUCCAGUUCUGUCCUGGAUCCACCCCGAGGGACAGGCUACCAUAACCCGUUGCAGUCAGCCCAACGUUGGUGUGAGCGGCAAGCGCAGUACGGAGGACGAGAGCUACUUGCAGAUGAUCAUGGACGCCAAUGCACAUUCGCACAAGCUCUUCAUAAUGGACGCUCGACCUAGCGUGAACGCGGUGGCCAACAAGGCGAAAGGUGGCGGCUACGAGAGUGACGAGGCAUACCGGUGCACCGAGCUGUGCUUCCUGGACAUCCACAACAUCCACGUGAUGCGGGAGAGUUUGCGCAAGCUCAAGGAGACCUGCUUUCCCAGUGCUGCCGACGAGUCUCGCUGGUUGUCUGCCCUCGAAGCCACCCACUGGCUGCAGCACGUGCGUGCUGUACUGGCUGGGGCCUUGCGUGUUGCACAUCGCCUCGAAGGUGCCAAGGGGUCGGUGCUGGUGCACUGCUCUGAUGGAUGGGACCGCACCGCGCAGCUUACAAGUCUGGCCAUGCUGAUGCUUGACCCUUACUACCGCACCAUCCGAGGCUUCGAGGUUCUCGUCGAGAAGGAGUGGCUCAGCUUUGGCCACAAGUUCGCUCAGCGUAUCGGUCACGGAGACGACAAACACUCGGAUGCAGACCGGUCGCCCGUUUUUCUCCAGUUCAUUGACUGCACAUGGCAGAUCAUGAACCAAUUCAAAAAUGCUUUUGAAUUCAACGAGCACUUCCUCAUAACUAUCCUGGACCAUCUCUACAGUUGCCUGUUUGGCACGUUCCUCUACAACUCAGAGCAGCAGCGGGUUAAAGAGAAUGUGCGUGAACGAACCCAGUCGCUCUGGUCAAUGGUGAACAGUGAGAUCGACGAGUACACCAACCCUCUGUACGCCAGCUACCCACAGCAGCACGUCUUGUUUCCGGUGGCUAGUCUGCGUCGCAUCCAGCUCUGGAAAGGGUACUACUGCCGCUGGAACCCACGCAUGCGACUUCAGGAACCAUUGCAGGUGCGUAGCCGAGAGCUUCUGCAGUUGCGUGCGCAGCUGCAGAGGCAGCUUGAAGAAUUGAAGAAGGAACACGAAUCAAAGAUGUCACGCAUCCCACCAAGAGUUUCAUCGCCCAUCACUGUUUAGCAUUGCCGGCUGCGAAUGUAGGGCAGCACAUCCCCGAGGUGCCACGGUGACACUUGGCUGACUCGAAAAGAUGCCUUCUUACUCCACGCACAUGUCAUCAAUGUGCUUGCUGAAACUGUUCCCAGGAUGUCGUUGGCACAGUGUUUGGUGGGGCAACAUCAUCAAUCUUGCCAUGAACUUGGAUCUUUGCUGUACCUCUCGACCCGCUGGUUACUUGAAAAAUGGACACUAUUAGUGUAUUUCGAUAAGCCACGCCAUUCGCCAUUAUCAGCUGUUAUGUAGUGUUGACGCAGUGUGACAUGGUUUAUGUAGAGUGGUGGCAGGAAGGGUUCCAAAUACUGAUUUUAUAACUCUUCGUCAGCAAACAUUUACGUGUAUACAUUUUAUUUGAACAAUAAGAAACUAUCUUAAACUAUAACAGUUUGUAGUACUGUGGUGUCUGCUUUUAGUCCCAUAUUGUUGUUAUAAAGUGUUUGCAGUUGCAAUUUGUAUAUUUGUUUAUUUUUUCUACCCUUUUCUGAAAACAUAGAUCUGAAUUUCUUUUUCUUCAGCAUUUUCUGACAUAAAGUUUAACCUAGUCCUAGACUGUCUGUUGUCAUAAACUGCUAAAGACAUUAGUAGGCUUGUGUGAAUAGUGUUUUUUAGGAUUGAAGCAAAUUCGAAGCUAACAUUAAUUUUUGUCGAAUAAUUUUGAAUCAAAUUCGAAUACUAUAUAUCGCAUGUUAUAAAGGAAAAUGGGCAUAUUUGGCAUGACAUAACUAGCCUAUAUAUUUUAUAAAUUGAAACAAAGCCUGUGCAAAUGCCAUUUUUUUAGUUGAAAGAAAAGCAAGACUGAAUAGUAGCAGGAUUAGACUUUUGGUAGAAUGCAAAUACCCUGCAAAAUGUUAUGUUUUGUAUAACAAACUUUUAAGCAUCAAAAAUGAUUAAUCAAGGUGAGGGUGACGUGUUAAUUUAACCUUGAAGUGGAGCUUUGUGGCAAUGUGAAUUUUCAAUAAAUAAACGUUUUCACUGCUUAGCA